Molecule: messenger RNA, 2261 nt
Organism: Rhagoletis zephyria (snowberry fruit fly)
Lineage: Eukaryota; Metazoa; Arthropoda; Insecta; Diptera; Tephritidae
Gene: csul
Product: protein arginine N-methyltransferase 5
Biological process (GO): regulation of DNA-templated transcription; peptidyl-arginine N-methylation
Cellular component (GO): cytosol; nucleus
Source: RefSeq, a predicted model, not a curated record
AUGCCCUACCUUUGUUUGUUACAAGAUGGUAAUGAGAGCCUGCCGCGUCUGAUGGAGAAAGCACAGCAAAGCGGCUACGCAGUUGUAGCGGCUCCCAUAAACGCUACUGAAAUACCUUUGGAAUUUCAAGAACCGCCAAUGUGUGACCGGCAAACGGAGUUCACGUACUCUGAUCUCAUCUUCCCUUCAGAUCAAUGGAAUGGAAAAGUUAUAAGCAUGUUAUCGGAUACCAUCGAUUGCGAGGCCGAGGAUCCAGUGGUGCGUCGCAAUGCAGAAGAGGUAUUGAAACGAGACAUUUCGUGGGCAGAACAUUUACAAUAUGGUGGUUAUACAAUGCUACAACUAAAAUCUGAAAGGAAUCUCAAUAUGGCACGCAUUGCGUCGUGUACUGUGAAGGGAUUGCUGCUUGUACAAGUACCGUUAUAUAAUUCAAAGGUGGCACAAUCUACCUGGCGACGUGACAUUGACGAGGAACAACUGGAACACAUUGAACAGCAAGACACCUGGCAUUGGUGGAACAGCUUCCGGUGGGCAGCCGAUUUCAAUCCAAAAAUAAAAUUGGCCCUCGAGUUGAGUGAAAGUGAUCGGCCAUCAUUGGAAGUGGUGCGCCGUUGGAUAGGUGAGCCAGUGGAGGCAAUUAUAAUACCCUCCACAAUGUUUAUUUGCAAUCGCCAAAACUACCCAGUGCUCCCAAAAACUUGGCAGGAAAUUUUGUCGUAUUUUACGCGUGCACGCGUAAACAUAAUAAUCUCUUCUGAUGUAAAUGAUGUCAGUCUUAAACUCUAUGCAGAGUAUAUGCUCCGGUUCAUGGAAACUCAUGGUGAUUUUCACGAGCUACAAGCUUUUGAAGAUGUUCUGGAGGAGCCGCUACAACCCCUAUAUGACAAUCUGGACUGUUAUACCUAUGAGGUAUUCGAAAAAGAUCCUGCAAAAUAUAAGCUAUAUCAGGAGGCCAUUGAGCAAGCUUUGCUGGAUCGUGUUCCCGAAAAGGAAAAUAAGAAUACAUUGACCGUAAUAAUGGUACUGGGGGCCGGUCGUGGCCCACUUGUACGUUCGGCGCUUAAUGCCGGAGAAAAUACUGGUCGGAAAGUUCGCGUAUAUAUUAUUGAAAAGAAUCCCAAUGCUAUACGUACACUGAAUGCAAUUGCUAAAAAGUUAUGGAAUAAUAAAGAUGUACACAUUUUCUCCAAGGAUAUGCGAGAAUUCUCACCACCUGAACCUGCCGACAUUCUAGUUUCCGAGUUAUUGGGCUCAUUUGGCGAUAACGAACUUUCACCAGAGUGCUUGGACUGCGCACAAAAGUUACUAAAACCUGAUGGCAUAAGUAUUCCCUGUAAAUCUACCUCUUAUAUCAACCCGAUUAUGUCUUCAAAGCUGCUGAACGGCGUGCGGCAAGUGAUGCGGCACGAGACAUUCGGUCGCCAGAAACAGGCCACGUAUCAUACACAUGCUGAAAGCGGAUUUGUUGUGUUACUCAAAAAUAUUUACAAUAUUGGUUUGCCACAACCUUUGUUCGAAUUUGUUCAUCCCAAUCCCCAACAGCCAAUCGACAACAGCCGCUAUAAAGCGUUGAGUUUCGAUGUAGAAAUGGAUUGUGUACUCACCGGUAUAGCAGGGUACUUUGACACUGUACUUUAUAAGGAUAUUAAGCUGAGCAUUAAUCCGCAAACGCACACGCCAGGCAUGUUCUCUUGGUUUCCGAUGUAUUUUCCCUUUGCGGAUCCUAUGGAUGUAAAAAAAGGGCAAACUAUUGAAAUUCAUUUUUGGCGUUGCGUUACAAAGCAGAAAAUCUGGUAUGAAUGGUGCUUGGCUUCGCCGUUCCGCACCCACAUACACAAUCAUGGCGGACGUUCAUGCCCAAUAUACUGUACGUAAACUGAUAAGUUGGUGCGUGUAGUUUCUAUAUAUUACUAUUCUAAGCAAUAUCUAAUUAGAAUUACAUUAUUAACACGCUGUGCUACUUGACAAAUUUAAAAUAAUAAUUUGUAGUUUUUAUGUUCCAAGACGAUUAAAGAAUUGUAUGUACAUAAGCAAUGUAUAUAAUAUUUCGUAUUGUAAAGUCAACGGGUUUAAAGAUGACAAGUGUGUCAAUUUGGGUGUUAAUUAAGCAGUAUUUCCCAUUAAUAGCUUAAUUAUUUACGUUUAAAUGGUUGGCUAUUUAUAGUGUCGAUAUCCACACAUUUUUUUAUGUUUAUGUUUAAUUUGUUUAAGCUCUAUUUGGUAACUUUUUGUCGAAGGCUUUUUAGAAGUCUUGCAGUAAA